Molecule: messenger RNA, 978 nt
Organism: Heterotrigona itama
Lineage: Eukaryota; Metazoa; Arthropoda; Insecta; Hymenoptera; Apidae
Source: the annotation of a GenBank genome assembly
AUGGCAUGCAAAUUGAAACAAUUGACAGUAGUUGAAAGUAAAUUAGAUGUUCAAUUGACAAAAAGCGCGCGGUAUAUUCGGGUUCCGUUUGAACGAACUUUGCAACUGCGAAACUUCCUGUGACUCGUUUUAUAACCUGUGUUAUCGUUAAAAAAUAAAUUGCUAGUACUUUUUAAAGAUUUAUAUAGUUGAUUUUAUAAAUAAUGAAAAAAAGGUAAAAGACAAUAAUAAACCGAUAUAUAUUUAUUAAAUAACGUACAUUUAUUUAUUUAUUGAAAUAUAUUUACAUUUUCUUAACAUAGAUUAUCGCGCGAAUGAAUGACAUCGUGUGUUUGUAUCUUAUGUCGUGAUUUCUUGUGUAGAAUAUAAAACAGUUUUAUAUUCUACAUCUACUCUAAUCGGCAUGUUCAUGUUGAGCAUUACUUUCACGCCAUGUAUUUUGAAUUAAUUCUACAAAUUGUUGCCACCACCUGCUUUGCGAGGUAAAGUAUAAAGCACAUGCAGUGAUGAAGAUCCAUGACAAGACUAGACAAUAAUCUGUUUCAUUGUAAGGUGUGCUAGAAACAGGGCCAGCAAAAUCCAGUGAUGUAACAUAUAAUGAUCCAUUUGGUUGUAAAUUAGUUAUUUGCGUUAUAAAUUUUGCGAAAGCUUCAAGGUAAAUCUCCCGCGAUGCCGCUAUCAAGCUUGCUGCAUUCGAGUAUAUUCCACGCACCGCCGGAAGAAGAAAGAAAGAAAGACUUAAGAGUAGGAGUCCGCAGCGCGUAUCUAGCCACUUUCAUUGUUAUUCUACCUUACACCAAAGACACGAAUAUUCUCUGGCAAAAAAAUUGCAAAAUCGGCAUUAGAGUACCGGUUAACGGAGCGCGAAAGCACCAGCAGAUGAAAUCAACAUCAAAUCGCGCAUUAGCAUACAAAAAUAGCGGUGCUGGCCUUAUUCGCCUUGCCGACUUGGAUUCAUACGUUCCUUCUAAACAAUAA